Molecule: messenger RNA, 2346 nt
Organism: Pseudonaja textilis
Lineage: Eukaryota; Metazoa; Chordata; Lepidosauria; Squamata; Elapidae
Gene: KCNN4
Product: potassium calcium-activated channel subfamily N member 4
Biological process (GO): potassium ion transport
Cellular component (GO): membrane
Molecular function (GO): calmodulin binding; small conductance calcium-activated potassium channel activity
Source: RefSeq, a predicted model, not a curated record
UUCUUUCUUUCUUUCUCUUUUCUUUCUUUCUUUUUUCCUUUCUCCUUCCUUCCUUUCUCUUCCUUCUCUCUUUCUCCCUCCUUCCCACCCUCGUCCUGGCUGCCUGCUGGUUGCUCAAGAGGCAGGGAUGGGGGGCUGCCCAAGGGGUCUUCAACCCCUGCCUCCCAGCUCCGGGCACCAAGCGCUCCUCCGCCCCCAGCAACGGACAGGAGAUGCAGAUCAAGCAGGACCUAGCUGAGACCCGCGCCCUCCACAUCCCCACGGAGCCUGGCGAGAAUCUGCGUCGCCUUCGCGGACGGAAACGCCUGCUGGGCGAAGAGAAGAACCUGGCGGGCUGGUCGCUGCUGGUGGCCUUGCUUGGCAUCUUCCUCAUGGUGCUGCACACCGAGCUGGCCUGGUUUGGCCACUGCGAGUGGUUUGCUUACUCCUUCAUGACCAAGUGCCUCAUCACCCUCUCUACGGUGGGAUUAAUGAUCCUGAUCUUGGCCUUUCACAUCAAAGAGCUCCAGCUCUUCAUGCUGGAUAACGCCCUGACCGAUUGGCGAAUUGCGGUCAGCACCCCGAAAUUGGUUCUCAUCGUGCUCGAGCUUUUAGUCUGCUCCCUUCACCCCUUCCCAGUGGGAGAUUUCUUUUGCCUGGAUCCCAAGCAGGGACAGACCAUCGUCUUCCUCUCGGAUGUUGACAUGUUACUUUCACUGGUGAUGUUCCUCCGCCUCUACCUAGUUCCUCGAGCUGUGCUACUGCGGAGUAGUGUGCUGGGAGAUGCCUCCUACCGCAGCAUCGGGUCCCUCAACAAGAUCCACUUCCAGUACCCUUUCGUGUUACGGGUGAUGGUGAACAGCCAGCCGGGCCGUGUGCUGCUCAUCUUUACGGUGGGACUCUGGAUCACUGCUUUUUGGAUACUGUCCGUCUGUGAACGGCAGCAUAUGGAUGAGAACAACUAUCUCGGUGGGGCAUUCUGGUUGAUUCCCAUCACUUUUCUGACCAUCGGCUAUGGAGAUGUGGUGCCCAAAACAGUGUGCGGGAAAGUCGUGUGCUUGUUCACUGGUGUUAUGGGAGUGGGGUGCACAGCGCUCCUUGUCGCAGUGGCUGCAGAUAAACUGGAAUUCACCAGAGCAGAAAAACACGUCCAUAAUUUCAUGAUGGAUAUCCAGUGUGCCAAAGAGAUGAAAUGCUCAGCUGCCAACGUCCUACAAGAAGCCUGGUUAUUGCACAAGCACACCAAGAGGAAGGAUGGGCAAAGAACACGCAAACACCACCGGCGGCUGCUGGCAGCCAUUCACAUGUUUCGCCAUGUGAGGACAAAACACCGCAAGAUCCGGGAUCAAGUCAAUACCAUGGUGGAUAUUUCUAAGAUGCAAAUGAUCAUGUGUGACCUCAAAUCCAGCCUCGAAAUCUCUCAUCAGGAUCUGGAAAAAAAGAUCGUGUCCCUGGACAGGAAACUGGACGAGUUGACCAGAUUGCUUUCUGUCCUGGUGCAGUCCAAGCAACAGGAGGAACAGCAGGUGCAUUGAUGUUCAAGGACUGCCAGGUGGCCGUUGAGAGGAUUUUGAUCUCUCCUUUCAUAUCUGGCUCAAGAUAUGGACUUUUAGUACACCUGACUGCCGUUUUUAUGGAUUCCAUAGGCCAAAGCAGUACAUAGGGAAGAAAAUUAACUGUCACUACAGUGCCACCUUGUGGUACCUUCAAGACACAACGAGCCUUAUAACUUUCUUUUAGCAUCUCGGAGGUGGGGCCAGAAGGCUGUUAAAAAACCUGGCUGGCAGUGGAGAAAACGAUUAGGUUGGUGUGAAUGUAUCUGCAAAGACGCAUGCCUUGGCAGUGUAGGGAGGAGGUCUUCUGGAUGGAAACCACGUCCUGGUAUCCUCUCUUUCCUGAAGGACAAAAACAACAACACUGAACUGUGGGAGGAAUGGAAACGUACUUGAAACGGAAGAAAAAUCUCACCGCUGCGGAAUGCGAAGGUUCCGCCUUUGGACUUGGGCAGAAACCUCUCCAGACGGGGCAGGAAUCAGAUCUGCAGGAAGCAGUUGGUUAACCUACUGCUCAGAAAUUUCUCAAGGAUGGAAGACGCCGUUCGUUUUUAAUUUUGACAGCUUUGUCAGCCGAGUUUGGUGACUUGAGCUUGAGCGACAAAGCCUCCCGACAGGCUGGGACGCUUGCCCUGUCACAGGGAGUGGGUUUCGUUUGCGUUUGUUUUGUUUUUUUGGGGUGGGGUGGGGGGAAGGGUAUAUCUGGGUGAAAUUCUCGACGCUACUUAAGAAUCAUACGACUUGAUCGGAGGGAUUUGGGAGUUCCAAUCAUGCAUUUGGGUGCAAGAAUCUAAAUUAAAGCAUCUCCAAACUG